GAGUCGCUCACGAGUGCAUCCUUUGAAAGCAGGCUCCAUAUGUGGUCUACGAGCAUUCUGCUGCUUACUACAGUCAUUGCACGACGAGAUAUUAUGGUUCACGACGAGGAAACAACCUUCUUCCAAAAAAAGCCACAGAAUGUGAACUCGGCGCCCUUUGCCAAGAUGGUCACUUUGGAAUGCGAAUAUAAUUCAACCAAAGACACAUUCUCAGAUUUCCAGCUUUACUGGUACUUCGAAAAGUUCAGUGGGUUCUAUGAGAAUGACACUUUGAAGUACGAAAAGAGAGUGCUACUACACUGUGAGCGCUCACACGAUAGAUAUAACCAAGGUAAUAAACUACAUGUGCGAGCAAUCAUUGAGAACGAAGGAAGAUACAUAUGCCGAAUCGAGAGCUCGAAGCAAGUGCGGUAUCAGGAAGUAGGAGCCAUCUUUUUCACUGAAUUGCCCUACGUAUAUUUGGAACGUAUGGAAAGCGGGGGCACGAAACUCCUCAUGCGUGUCAAAGAUUGGGGAAAAACGUUGCCAACAAGGAGAAUUUUUUUUUUCACAAGCGACGGGAAGGAAGCCGUCUGGACGGCAACGCGAUUUAGGGGAGAAUGGACUUGGAAGAGGAUAGAGACAGAGAAGGAUUUUUAUCGUGGAACCAUUUUUGGGUACGCAAUUCAAGAGAAAUGGUAUGGAAUGAUAAAGAUAGAAACAGAUCACUGCGUCAAUGCUACGAAGAUUGAAAAUGUCGAAUGGACGCUAAAGGAGACCUUUUCGCUUGAUGUAAAUUACUGUAGCGAUGUAGAAGCGGUCAAGAUUCGCGUUGCUGGAGGACAUAGAAAGAAGCAGGUUGCCUAUGAAAUACUCUCACAUGACAGGACAUUUAUUGAGGAGAAUCCUCAUGUAAUACAGAACAAGCCAAAAUGCAGAAGUCUGUCAAUCGCAGGUGUACUAGAUGUCAACAGUGAUUACCACGUGACUGCUGAUUGCCUGUCUAAGAAAGAAAAAACGCUGCUAAGUGAGUCCAGCAACAUUGAGAUGUUUACACUAAAUCCAAUCAAUCAAAUAAAAAUCUUAGAGCUAAGCAGUAAAUCGAUAAAAAUCGUUUGGCUGCCUCCAGCUGGACACUCGAUUUCAGAAGGAUAUGUGGUCUACCUCGACAAUGAGGAAGUGCAAAACGAUAGAAGGAAUUUUGUUAAAGUUGAUAACCUGGUACCAGGCUUACAUGAGGAGACUCUACAAGAACAAAACAGAACAGAACGCCGACUAAAGCACGAAGAAGAGGCAUUGAUGGAAGCGCAAAGGGAACUUGAAAAUUACGAACGCAGAUUGAAAGUCGCUGAGGAAGAAGUUGAAGAGGAAUGGCAACUUGCAAAUCCAACCACUCCACCAUCGUUCUAUAUUUACGUUUUGAUCACUAUAAUUCUUCAGUGCAUUAUCAUUGUAGGAUUCCGUACCCUCAUUGUAAAGAACUGCGAAGAAGGUAGAGCAACGGCAAAAGAACUCAAACAAGGAAAGUCCGUAAGCGAAAAGUCCUUAUCUAGCAAGCGAAAGCCUGUGGAAUCCACUUCUGCCACUUCAGCAGUUGAUAGCAAGAAAGAAUCCAGCAAAUCUAUUUCCACUCCAGUCAAAAGCAAGAAGGACUCUGUAGCAUCUAGCAGCUCGACAGCAGCGUCGCAGGCAUCCGCGUCUUCCACCUCAAAAUCUGUUGUGAAUAAAUUCAUUCACCCAGAAUAUUCCGAAGAUAUGGAUGACAAUCCACAGCAGCUUCACGACAUAGCAAUAUUGCAGCUCUCAAAUCCUGUUCGCUAUACAGAACAACAACGGCCCAUCUGCCUCACCUCCUCAUCCCAAAAGCUUCACAACGUUACAGCUUAUGUGAUUGGAUUUGGAGCUUACAACAUCGGCGAUGAGAUCGGUAAAAAUAUGAGCCAGAAUUUACAGCAAACAACAGUACCGUUGCUAAGUCAGGAUAUGUGCUCACAAAGAUGGAGAAAACUCAGUGAAUAUGGGGGAGGAUUUGAGAUUGCAAACACUCAGUUAUGUGCUGGUUCUCUUGGACAUGGAACAGCACAGGUAAUUGUCAUGAUUGAAGAGGGAACUGGUGACGGCACUGAAUUUUCUGACUUGUGA
This is a messenger RNA of Cylicocyclus nassatus, 2121 nucleotides long. The record is from the annotation of a GenBank genome assembly. Lineage: Eukaryota; Metazoa; Nematoda; Chromadorea; Rhabditida; Strongylidae.